AUGUUUAGAAGGAAUAAUAAGGCAGACUUAGUUCCUGAAAAAAAAAAAGCAAUGGACAUAAUGAUUACUUGGGGCCUCCGGAAACAAAUGGUGACCCAAGUUAAAAUAAGGAAACUGAAGAAACAGGAAACAGAUAAGCCCGUGAUGCUGCCCAUGUCAUUAUCUGAAAUCGUAACUGGCAUGUAUAGUCAAGACACUUCUCAUACCUUGAAAGUCAUUGAGUUUUUGAGGAGGAUCUUGUGUAGAGAGAAGGAACUCCCAGUAGAGAUGAUCUUAAAUGAAGAAUUAUUCAAACGAAUGGCUUCCUUCCUAAGCGGUGUAAAAUUUAGCCUUCUGUAUGAGACUGCCUGGGCCUUCACAAACAUCGCUGCAGGAACCCUUUCUCAUGCCCGCAUGGUUGUUGACAGUGGUGCUGUACCAUAUUUCAUUCGUUUGUUGUCAUCUGAUUCUCUCUGUCUUAUUGAACAGAGUGUUUGGGCAUUAGGAAAUAUUGCUGGUGGCGGAGCAGACCUGAGAGAUCUCUUAUUAAACCAUCAUAUUCUCAAGCCUCUACUGCGUCUUGUUGACAUGACUGCCCCCCCUAACUUUCUGUGCACUGUGGCAUGGGCCAUCUCAAACUUGUGCCGUAAUAAAGUUCCUUCGGUGAUGAUGAUAGUUAUCAAAGCCUGCUUGCCAGCACUGAGGACUUUGAUUCACCACAAAGAUGAUGCUGUUGUAUCUCAUGCUUGUUGGGGUCUGUCAUGUGUCACAGAAGGGGCCUUGAACUACACAGAAGAAUUGGUCAAAUACCCGGAUUUAAUGGAAAGACUUGUGGAAUUACUAGACAGUAGAAAUGUUGGUGUCCUCACACCAACUCUUCAAACAAUUGGUAACAUUAUGUCAGAAAAUAAGUCUUGGAUACAGAUCAUGAUGGACUGCAAUCUAAUGGACAAACUGCCGGCACUUCUGCAAAAUUUCAGACUAAACAUUAGGAAAGAGUCUUGCCGGAUAGUGUCAUGCAUUACUAUGGGUUUCUUUGAACAAAUCAAGACGGUGAUUGACUGCAACCUUAUACCUCUGCUCCUUGGUGUUCUCAAAGUGGGUGACAUCAGAAGCCAGAUAGAAGCUGUCCGAGCAAUCAAAAAUAUGUCAGAAGAUGUAUUGCUACAAGAGGUAUAUUGUUUAGUUAAGAAUAAUGUAUUCAGACCACUGUGUGAACAUCUGACCACAAAGAAUGUCAGGCUUCUGGAUCUUCUCUUAGACACUAUAACCAACAUCAUCGAAAUAUCAGGUAUAUUAGGUCCACCGGAAUCUCUCUUUCACAUCUUGGAAGAAACUAAUGCUGUAGACACAAUUAAGCAACUGCAGAACCAUAAUAACUGGAUCAUCCGCAGCAAAUCACACAGAAUUUAUGAAAAAUUCUUCAGCCUCAGUUCGGACGAGGAAUCAGCACCAGAGAACCAUAACGAUGAUAACCAGGAUCGCUACAGCACAGAUGAAUACUGA
Molecule: messenger RNA, 1485 nt
Organism: Candidula unifasciata
Lineage: Eukaryota; Metazoa; Mollusca; Gastropoda; Stylommatophora; Geomitridae
Source: the annotation of a GenBank genome assembly